Messenger RNA from Candidula unifasciata, 189 nucleotides. NCBI's taxonomy places the organism in Eukaryota, Metazoa, Mollusca, Gastropoda, Stylommatophora, Geomitridae. The record is from the annotation of a GenBank genome assembly.
AUGCCGGGUGGAGUUUCAUGGUCCCGUUAUAUUGGUGCUGUUAUUGGAGCGAGUGUGUCGAUGUUUGCUGGCGCACAGUGUGUUCAUAUGUUAUAUCGUCCGCUUGAGGAUUUUCAGUCCAGAUUUGAAGCAGAAAAAGAAAAUCUCAGGAAAGCUAAAGUGAACGAUGAUUCAUAUGCAAAGACAUAA